Dissoconium aciculare CBS 342.82 is the source of this 1109-nucleotide messenger RNA. RefSeq lists its product as uncharacterized. The coding region runs from base 254 to 1018 and encodes 254 amino acids. Gene Ontology annotation, cellular component: mitochondrial outer membrane. Gene Ontology annotation, molecular function: nascent polypeptide-associated complex binding. The transcript has 2 exons. NCBI's taxonomy places the organism in Eukaryota, Fungi, Ascomycota, Dothideomycetes, Mycosphaerellales, Dissoconiaceae. The record is from RefSeq and is a predicted model, not a curated record.
UUUCUGGCUGUGCGUGCGUGGGAGUGAGCCCCAGCUGUAGCUACUUCCUGGCUGCAGCUCUUCCGUCUCUUCCUGCUUCCGCCAGCCUUAUCCAUCCCGUGGUGACAUACUUUUUGGUACUGCUCCGCUCUGCUCCUCCUCCUCGAGUACAUUAAUCUCUCAAAUCCAUCACCACCACUGAUCCUCCCACAGACCUGCAUCCCCCUCUCUCCAUCACCCACCUUCCUCAAUCUCGCUCAUCCAACCCGACACAAUGUCUUACGCCGACGCAGCUGCCAGCGGCCCGGCCCAGUCCGACGCCGACAAGGUGCCCGCGCCUGUGCCCGAGAUCGCCCACGACGACAGCGACGUCCACUCCAUCGACUCCCUGAACGACUCCCUCCACAUCGUCGGCGGCGUCAACUCCAUCCCCAGCUACGCCGACCAGCAGCGCGCCGAGGAGGAGGCCGCCGAGGCCCGCCGCGCCGUCGAGAAGACCGCCAACAAGGUCGGCCGCGAGGCGCAAGACUUCAAGGACCGCGCCGAGAGCUCCGCCAAGCAGCUCGGCAAGGACGCCGACCGGAACCUCUCCCAGGCCGCCGACAAGGCCGACAGGAACCUCUCCCAGGCCAAGGACAAGGCCGAGAAGGACAUCUCCCAGGCCAAGGACGUCGCCGGCGAGAAAUACGCCGAGGCCAAGGACGUCGCCAGCGAGAAGUACUCCCAGGCCAAGGACGUCGCCAGCAAGGAGUACUCCAAGGCGAAGAAGGAGCUGGGCGCCGGCGCCGACAAGGCCGAGGAGAAGGCCAAGAAGGCGGAGCAGUGGGCGGACAAGAACAAGGGCAACCCGGUCGUCGUGGGCAACGCCGUCGCCAUCAGCGUGCUGGCCGGCUUCCUCGGCGUCGGCGCCUACCGCCUGCACAAGGCCGACGCUCUGACCUGGAAGGUCGCCGGCACCUGGGCCGGCGUGGUCGGGCUGUUCGCCGUCGGCGACUACUUCGUCUCGCAAUACUUCUUCAAGCGAUACCCUCCCAAAUAGAUGACGGAGCUCACCUUUUUUCAUGUUUGGCCCGGCUGGACCUUGAGCCCCCCUCCCUCCCUCCCUCCCUCCACUCCCCCCUCUCUCCCCC